Messenger RNA from Oncorhynchus tshawytscha (Chinook salmon), 4073 nucleotides. Its product is annotated as small G protein signaling modulator 2. The record is from RefSeq and is a predicted model, not a curated record. The coding region runs from base 309 to 3545 and encodes 1078 amino acids. Gene Ontology annotation, molecular function: GTPase activator activity. The transcript has 24 exons. Lineage: Eukaryota; Metazoa; Chordata; Actinopteri; Salmoniformes; Salmonidae.
UAUCCCAUUGAUAAAGAGUGGUAGAGGGGGCUGGUCCAGCUCCGCCGACGUCAUUCUGAGGGGGUCUGAAGAUGGCUCCUCAAUGCUCCGCGGCAGCACGGGCCCACACAUGCGUCAACGGCCAGCUGUCAGGAGGCACCGGCACACUGCUGUGAGAGGGAGGGAAGGAAGGAAGGAGGUAAAAGUAAAUAGAAGCUUAGAAAGGGCGGAAGGCACUAGACACCCUUGAUUGCGGACAAUCAGUUUGUUUGACUCUGUUGCUGUCACUUCGUCUGUCACAGAGACCGACAUAAGAACACGGGAGAGCCAUGGGUUCGUCCACAGAUGAAGAAUUCAAAGAGAAAUUACUGUGGAAUGUGAAACGAGAGGUGAAACAGAUCAUGGAGGAGGCGGUGACUAAGAAGUUUGUCCACGAAGACAGCAGCCACAUCAUCGGCCUGUGCAGCACCAUCGAGGCGUGUCUGAGCCACCUGUUGAAGCGGCGAGCGGCGGGCUUCCUGCGUAGCGACAAGAUCGCAGCCCUUUUCACCAAGAUCGGCAAGGUGAACGCCACGGCGGGAGAGGUGUGUCAGAAGGUCCAGGAGCAGCUCACACAGCAGGCAGAGGUCACCAGAACCCAGAGGACCCAGAGUGUGGGUCAGGAGCCCCUGAAGAGGCAGGGGUCGUCGUCUGCAGGUCGCGCCCCCCAGCCCCUCUCCGCUCAGGCCAUCAAGCACAUCUGGGUUCGCACCGCCCUCUUCGAGAAGGUCCUGGACAAGAUCGUACAGUACAUCGUGGAUAACUCCAGUAAGUACUAUGAGAGGGAGUCUCUGAUGCAUGACACAGUGUUUGGACCCAUCCUGGCAUGUCUACUGGUGGGUCCCUGUGCUCUGGAGUACACUAAGCUGAAGACGUCCGACCACUUCUGGACGGACCCGAAGGGUACCAGUCACAUUCUGUUGAUCCGGAAGAGACAGUCCAGCGUCAGCAUGUCCGAGGAUAAGUUUGCGGCGUCUGCACGGGAAUACGUGGAAUCUCUUCACCAAAACUCCCGUACUCACCUGCUCUACGGCAAAAACAACGUCCUGGUCCAACCGAAGAAAGAGAUGGAGGUGUUGCGGGGGUACCUGUCCCUUCAUCAGUCAGGGGACAACCUCACUCUGAAGUGGACCCCUAACCAGCUCAUCAACGGCACCCUGGGGGACUGUGACCUGGAGAAGAGUAUCUAUUGGGACUAUGCGUUGACCGUGCCUUUGCGACAGGUCGUGUGCAUUCACUGUCACCAGCGAUCUGACUGUGGUGGGACGUUGGUGCUGGUUAAUCAGGAUGGUAUCCAGCGCCCCCCCCUCCACUUCCCUCCCGGUGGCCACCUUUUGGCCUUUCUGUCCUGCCUGGAGACGGGCCUGCUUCCCCGCGGUCAGCUGGAGCCUCCACUCUGGAGCCAGAGAGGCAAGGGUAAGGUGUUUCCUAAGCUAAGGAAGAGGACCAGCACUGCCAGGCUGGUAGAUCAGGAGGGAGAGGAGCAGACUGCCAGGCUGGUAGAUCAGGAGGGAGAGGAGCAGACUGCCAGGCUGGUAGAUCAGGAGGGAGAGGACCAGACAGCAGCUGACUAUGUGUUCCGCAUUGUCUACCCUGGACGCCACCACGACUCUACAGUGACUAUAAACUACCACCACACCACGGGCAGCCGUGCUCCCUCGCUGGAUGAUGAUGAAGAGGAAGAGGACAGACUCCAGGCUAUGAUCUCAAUGAUGUGUUGGCGGAACCUCACAGAUCCUAAUGUCAUGAAAGACCAUGGGGAGAUGAUGGACAUCCAGGGAGCCUAUAUGGGAGGCAGCCCGUCGUCAUGGCAGCAGGGAGCAGAGUGCACCAGUCACAUGUCGUCAUGUCUGCCUUGCUCCGCAGGGGGCAGUAACGUCUCAUUGGAAUACCCAGCAGGCUGCACCUGCAUCCACGACCGGAGCCCACUGAAGAUGCUGUGCCAGAAUAUGAAAAGGCAGAUCGUCUCCAGGGCCUUCUACGGAUGGCUGGCCUACUGUCGACACCUGUCCACUGUCCGUACCCACUUGUCAGCAUUGGUCAACCACAACAUUGUCCCUCCUGACAAACCCUGUGAGGCGUCGGGGGGCCUGAGUAAAGACUUGUGGAGCAAGUACCAGAAAGACUGCAAGAACUAUAAGGAGUUGGAGUUGUUGCGGCUGGUUUAUUAUGGAGGUGUACAGCAUGACAUCAGGAAGGAAGUCUGGCCCUUCCUGCUGGGUCACUACAAGUUUGGCAUGGGCAAGAAGGACAUGAGCCAGAUCGAUGAGAAGGUCAGUGCACGGUACCAGCAGGUGAUGAAGGAGUGGAAAGCCUGCGAGGUGGUCGUCAAGCAGAGAGAGAAGGAGAUGCAGUCGGCCAUCUUUGCUAAGCUGUCUUCAGGAAGCAGCAUAGACAGCCACGUCCUCCGACUCAUACACAGAGACUCCACUCUCAGCAACGAGGUGUUCAUGUCAGUAGAUGAGCCUGAGGUGGGGGAGCAGCACACCCCAGGGGGGGGCGGAGGAGACACCCCCGGCCACUCUACAGUGGUUCCCCCCACAGCCGGAGGGGUAAUAGUUCCUGAUGAGCGCCCCCUAGUGGAGUUCGACUCCCCUGACUCCGGGCUCCCAUCCUCCAGGAACUACUCGGUCACUUCCGGACACUCUCAGAUUCUCUCCUCUAUCGACGAUGGACAGAGUACGGAGGAGGACGGGGGAGCGGGGGAGGAGGCGCGGACACAAACACACAGUGUGACGGAGGCGAAGGAGCAACAGGAUUCAAUAAGUGAGGAGAGGCUGUGCAGUCAGCUGGAUAAGUUGGUGACCAAUGGGAAUGGAGGAACGGAGGGGAUGCCUUCACUGUCCUCCUAUACGAUUGAGCUUUUGGACACAGUGGCUCUGAACCUCCACAGGAUAGAUAAAGAUGUUCAACGCUGUGACCGUAACUACGGCUACUUUACAACCGCUAACCUGGAGAAACUACGCAACAUCAUGUGCAGCUAUGUGUGGGAUCACCUGGAGAUGGGUUAUGUCCAGGGGAUGUGUGACCUGCUGGCUCCUCUCAUGGUCAUCCUGGACGAUGAGUGUCUAGCAUACAGCUGUUUCUCCCAGCUGAUGAAGAGGAUGAGCCAGAACUUCCCCAACGGUGGAGCCAUGGACACACACUUCACCAACAUGAGAUCCCUCAUACAGAUCCUGGACUCGGAGCUGUUUGAGCUGAUGCAUCAGAAUGGAGACUACACCCACUUCUAUUUCUGCUACCGCUGGUUCCUGCUGGACUUCAAAAGAGAGCUGCUGUACCAGGAUGUGUUCUCAGUAUGGGAGGUGAUCUGGGUGGCCCCUCACAUCUCCUCUCAGCACUUCGUCCUGUUCCUGGCCCUGGCCCUGGUAGAGGUCUACAGAGAGAUCAUCAGAGACAAUACCAUGGACUUCACUGACAUCAUCAAGUUCUUCAACGAGAUGGCAGAACGUCAUGACGUGCAGCACAUCCUUCAGAUCGCCAGAGAGCUGGUGCACAAGGUCCAGUCUCUCAUCGAGAACAAGUGAUGAGGAGGAGGAUGAAGAGAGGAGGGUGAAGAGGAGCGGAAGAGAGGAGCUAGAUGCCAUCCCUGCACCCCUCGAUCUACCCAUCCAUCCUCCGCACCUAGCACAGCUUCCUCCCUCCCUUACCCCUCCCAAACCAGGGGAAGAGACAAAGACAUGGGCCCUCUCCCUCCAGGCCUCUAACCCUCUCUCCCUCCAGGCCUCUAAACCCUCUCUCCCUCCAGGCCUCUAAACCUCUCUCCCUCCAGGCCUCCCUCCCUUCAGGCCUCCAGGCCUCAGCCCGCCAGCCAGACCGGUGGAGGAUGAAGGCUCCAGGUGACCAUCCUGGUCUGGAUGCAGAAGAGAACAGUGGAAAGGAGAGUGAUGUUGGCUGGAACCAGGUUUAGAUCUGGGUCCUGGUUCCUGGUCUAGGUCUGGUCCUAGUCUCAGUUCCUGGUCUAGGUUUGGCCCUGGUCUAGUUCCUGGUCUAGGUCUGGCCCUGGUCUAGUUCCUGGUCUAGGUCUGGUCCUGGUCUAGUUCCUAGUCUAGGUC